AGAGAGAGAGUUCCCGGCUUGCUGCGCACAGCACACUUGUACCGCAGAGUGGCAACGGGAACAGAGAGAGCAGAGCGACAGCGGGCCCAGUCGCUGCUGAUCGGUCGGUACUUGACGGCCAUUUUCUCGCUCAUCGCCGAGCUAGAACGAAAGCGGCGAUGCCAAUGCUAGGCCAUUAGUAGCGAUUUGGUUUAGAGACUGUGAUGUUCGUUGCGAUUAGAUGUACACAGCUGGUAAACAAAAACCUAACGCUGCUGAUGUGUCUCGUAUGGUCACACGGUCCGUUCGUUUUUAUGUCGUUAAGUAUGAGUUUGUGUUGAAAAUCUACAAGCGCAGCCCCACCGCAACGAUGUGAAACACGUAACAGUGUCCGGUCUUAUAAAAAAAAGUGCUGUUUAUAUAAAUAACGUAUUUGUAUCCAAUUUUGGAAGAUUAAACACCAUGAAGGCUGAAAGGUAACAAGAAUAAUCAGCACUGCAAUUGGCAGCACUGCCCAAUUCACUACAACACAAUCUUACAAUAAUGCACAGCUGUGAAAGAUGAGAGCAAAUCAAAGGAGCAGGGAUGUUGCGGUCACUGCUUCCACUCGCCCUACUGUUCUAUCUUCAUCCCUCCUCCUGCUCUUGAUAACCUGCUGCUUAGUUAUCCAACAAUCACACGUUGCCUACAGCAUGAAGCCAACAGACUUCAACAUGGCCAACUCUAAUCCUGCCACUGCUGCAAUGGAUGAUAGCACAACGGCACUGUAUCCUCACCACCGUACCCGUCAUUCCGGAUCCUUCUCUCACGGACCAUCACCAUGUCCACAACAAUGCACCUGUCUUUAUGAACACCACUCGUCUUCACUGUCUUUCCUAAGAAUGAACUGCCAUGAACGGGGCUUCACCGGUAUAGACAUCCCAGUAAACCUCACACAGCUCUCAUUUCUUGCAGUCAAUGUUACUACUCUUAACGCAGUCACAUUCAAGAAUACCACAUUACUAAGAAAUAUUACUUGGCAAAACAGUGGUAUUAUGCAGAUAGAUCAUGACACUUUUCAUUCACUUACGAGACUGGAAAUGUUGGAUCUGAGCAAGAACAAACUGGACAAUGUUGCCAGGGAGACUUUCCAUCCAUUAUCAGAAUUAAAACUGCUCAAUCUGUCACAAAAUAUGUUACACGAUCUUCCAGAAAAUAUUUUCGGAGGCCUUCACAAGCUUGAAGAGUUGUCUUUAAGUCAUAAUGAAUUUCAUGUGAUGCCAUUUCAAGUAUUUGCUCCAUUAAAAUGUCUUCGGUUGCUAGACCUAUCAUAUAACACAGUCGCUCUCAUUCCUGAUGACUUUUUUUUGCCAAAUAAGAAUAUAAUAUCCUUAUUCAUGCAAGGAAAUAACCUAGCUUCUCUCUCCUCAAAGUCAUUUGCUGGUCUCAGCAACUUAAGAAUGCUAGAUUUAUCCAAUAACACAUUACACAGCUUGCCAAGAAAUCUCUUUGGUGGACUUAAGAAUCUCCAGUACUUAAAUUUAGGAAAAAAUUUAAUAGAAGAACUUUCCAGCAAUUCAUUUUAUGGCCUGGAUAAUUUGACACAGUUAAAUCUCAGUCACAACCCUCUACAUUGCUUACCAACGAAACUGUUCGGUCCAUGUCCCAAUUUGGCGACACUAAUCAUAGCAUACACUCAGCUGAAAGAGCUGUUAGACACUGACCUCAAUGGGCUGGGAAACCUCAACACACUGAUUGUAAACAACAACGUGUACCUCAGGGAAAUUAAUGACUUUACAUUGGUUCACUGUCCAAACCUACAACACAUUGACUUCAGUGGCAACAACCUGACAAAACUUCCACGGUCCCUGUCUACCCUUGCCAACGUUCGUGAGCUUAACCUUGGCAGUAACCCCUGGACAUGCGACUGUCGCAUGCUCUGGUUUCUUAAGUGGAGUAAGAAUCUUACUUUUGCUGAGAAUGAACUGCUUUGUGCAAGGCCUUCAUACAUUGAUGCCAAACGUAGCAACAUGUUACAUACUUUACGAGGCCUUAAUUGUCAAGCGACACGGCUUGUAAGCUCUACCCCUCCACUUCUCUAUGGGCUUGGUUCUGAUGCAUUACUUGAAUGUUCAUUUGAUGGUAGCCCUUCCCCAUCCAUAACGUGGAUCACCCCAACAAACCUCAUCCUUCAUUGGAAUCCAAAUCCCAGCAUGCCAGAUGAAUUCUCCAAGCAUCCAUAUGCUCAUUACUCGAACGGAACAGUGAUAAGUGCUGAAGACAAUGCCCGGGUGAAAGUUCUAGACAACGGAACACUCUACAUCCACAACAUAUUACGUUCGGACUGUGGAAGAUAUACCUGCUUCGCUACAAACCCUGCAGCAAAUGUAACAGCCUAUGUCGUACUCAGUGUAGACCCCAUAACCAUCUACCACAUCAAAAUUAUCAGCAUUUUGGUUGGAGCAGCUUCUGCAGUUGCAUUCCUGUCUGCCACAUUACUUAUUCAACUCCUGAAAUAUGUGUACCACAGGUUUGGAUGGAUGAACAAAUGUUGCUGCUGCCGGCACGAUCGGGUUAGUCCCCGUGCUAGGCAGAUCUACCAGAUGCUGGAUAACAUUGAGCAAUACAAGACUCAGCAGCUUGAACGUCUACGUGAAAACUACACCUUACAGGUGCACAGAAUCAAGGACAACUGUGCCCAGCAAGUGGAAUGGAUUCAGAGCAGCUAUCAGGGACAAGUCAAACACCUGCGGGACAUCCGUGAUUAUGGUACAAACCACCUCAGUGCUUUGCGAGACCAAUAUUAUGAUCAGGUUAAACGUGUCCGUGAAUAUUCUACAAGCCAGCUCAACUGGGUGCGAGAGAAUUAUGUCUUCCAACGCAACCGCAUCCGAAAAUUCAGCGCCCAUCAAGUCCUCCGUUUCAGAGAAUCUUAUAAGUAUCAGCAACAGACCCUCAAUAAAUUGCUGGAGAAUUUGCCAAGUCUCUACCUCGAGAACUGUCGAUCAGGUUCCUGCGGCCGCACUGAUUCCAUUGUGUUUGACCCAUCAGAUGUCUCAAGCAUGGAUAUGUAUAUUAAAACAAAGAUUAACCACAUUGUAAACAGCCUUGAUGAAACCAACACAUCAGAAGAUACACAGAGCCACUUAUCGCUCUACUACACACCCUCUGAACUCUCAGAAAGUCCACACCUCUCUCCAGGAACAUUCAUCAAUGAACUGGCUACCAAAACUGGUAUUUCUUUUGAUGAAAGAAAAGAAUUAGAGCUAGAAGAGGAUGAUGAAGAAGAAGACCUCGCUGAACCACAAACAUCGCCUUAUUUCUUGACCCAUAAUUGUCGCCACAGACCUAAUAAUAGAAACUCAUGUAGGUUUGUAAAUUAUGCCUACUCCAUGCCAUCUUGUGAAGCUCCUUGUGCAGUGUUUAAAAGUGCAACAAGAGUGAAUGGUAUACACGAAACAAAAGCAGAGGAAACUGGUUCAGCAGAAGAAGUAUCCAUCCUUCUACCAGUUACUGAUCUUCGUGAUUGUAAUUUUAGUGCAAGUUUACCAGAACUAAGUUUAGCUCGAAAUGAAAACCACAUCGUAACCAUUGAAGACCCUCGAUCUAGUGGCAGUGUAACAAAGAAAACUCCAUAUGAAACUACCUUAUAGUGCAAAUUAGUGAGCUGAAAGUGAGACACUAAUGUGUAAUUAAUUUAUUCACACUAACUGUGAUAUCAAAGUGGUUUAUUUUGCCUCAAAUACAGAAAUGUGCUCAGAAGGAAGAUUUCAGAGGUGGAAGCUGAAAGUGUGACUGAUUUCUGCAGACUCUUGUGGAUAAAUAAAACAUAUCUUGGUAUGUAUA
Molecule: messenger RNA, 3804 nt
Organism: Cryptotermes secundus
Lineage: Eukaryota; Metazoa; Arthropoda; Insecta; Blattodea; Kalotermitidae
Product: immunoglobulin domain and leucine-rich repeat-containing protein 2
Exons: 5
Coding region: 540-3611 (1023 amino acids)
Molecular function (GO): protein binding
Source: RefSeq, a predicted model, not a curated record